UUAUCUAUUUUAUAUAUAGUAGUUAGUAUCUGCAAAUCUCAAACUCUCAAUUACAUUUAUGAACAUCAAUCACUAGAGGGGCAAAGAAACUUGAAGUCUGCCUUUGUAAAUGGGUACCUAAGAAGUGUUCUGAGGACUGGCUCAGACUCUAUUGUAAUACUUGGGCAAGACCCUCCUCCCAUCUGCACUUUCAUUUUUCCUUCCUCCACUGUUUGUCCUUCCAUGAAAAUCAGCUGAUAAACAUUGACUCACUGUAAAAGGUAUGAUUCCCAACUUGAGCAGUCCCAUUUUUAAUAAAUUUGUAUCAGUAUUAUUUGUUCUAUAAAUAUUACUUUCUGUCUGAAAAUCCUUUAACAAAUCCCCACCAUCCAGAGAAUAAAAUUCAUGUCCCUUAGGAUCACAGCACACUUUGCCCAUCAUCCUCUGAUCCCUUUCUCUUUCCUUUUUCUCAUCUCCAUCUACUCCCUAAUCCUUGCACUUCGUGGCCCAGAUUCAUUACUUGAUUUAGUUGUAGUGACUUCUUUCUCAUAUUCAAGAACCUAUUCUUCUUUUCUUUUUAGCCUAUAAUUAAUUCUCUUCCUUCCUCAGGUCUAAGCUAUCAUCAUGGAUGCGUUAUCUUGUCAGUUUCUCCCUUACAGCAUCAAACACUAAUAUCUAUUCAGGACUUGAUAGUCAUGAAGGUCCUCAUCCUUGCCUGCCUGGUGGCUCUUGCUCUUGCAAGAGAGAAGGAAGAAUUCAAGACAGCGGGUGAGGCUGUGGAAAGCAUUUCAAGCAGUGAGGAAUCUAUUACACACAUCAACAAGCAGAAAAUUGAGAAGUUUAAAAUUGAGGAACAGCAGCAAACAGAGGAUGAACAGCAGGAUAAAAUCUACACCUUUCCCCAGCCCCAGUCUCUAGUCUAUUCUCACACUGAGCCCAUUCCUUACCCUAUCCUUCCACAAAACUUUCUGCCUCCUCUUCAGCCUGCUGUGAUGGUACCUUUUCUUCAGCCUAAAGUAAUGGAUGUCCCCAAAACUAAGGAGAUCGUCAUUCCUAAGCGCAAAGAAAUGCCCUUGCUUCAGUCUCCACUAGUGCCCUUUACUGAAAGCCAGAGCCUGACUCUCACUGAUCUCGAAAAUCUGCACCUUCCUCUGCCUCUGCUCCAGUCUUUGAUGCACCAGAUUCCCCAGCCUGUUCCUCAGACCCCCAUGAUUCCUCCUCAGUCCCUGCUGUCCCUUUCUCAGUUCAAAGUCCUGCCUGUUCCCCAGCAAAUGGUGCCCUACCCCCAGAGAGCCAUGCCUGUGCAAGCCCUUCUGCCCUUCCAGGAGCCUAUACCUGACCCCGUCCGGGGGCUCCACCCUGUGCCUCAACCACUCGUCCCUGUGAUUGCCUAAGAAGAUUUCAAAGUUAAUACCUCCUCCUCACUUUUGAAUUGACUGCGACUGGAAAUGUGGCACCUUUUCAAUCUUUGUAUCAUGUUACCAAAAUGAUUUUUAAAUGACCUCCAUGGAA
This is a messenger RNA of Vicugna pacos (alpaca), 1491 nucleotides long. Lineage: Eukaryota; Metazoa; Chordata; Mammalia; Artiodactyla; Camelidae. The record is from RefSeq and is a predicted model, not a curated record.